AUGUUUGGGAAAUUUUCAAGAAUAUUGUUUGGAGGAUUAUUUACGAUAUCGACCCUAGCUGUGGGGUCUCUAUACUUAUUUCAAAAUAAGUUGGUGUAUCCAUCUUGGGCACAGGGAGCUAGAAAUCAUGUAGAUACUCCAGAUAUACGGGGACUUCCCUAUAAACGUGUUAAACUGACAACUAGGGAUGGGUUGAAGCUUGAUGCUUUUGAUCUUCAAAAGGAAGAUUCUACAGCUACUGUUGUAAUACUAUGCCCUAAUGCAGGUAAUAUUGGUUAUUUUAUCCCAAUUAUGGAGAUGUUUUAUCGUCAGUUUAAUAUGAGUGUUUUUAUUUAUUCCUAUAGAGGUUAUGGUCUCUCUGAAGGGUCUCCUUCAGAAAUAGGAUUAAAGAUGGAUGCGGAUUGUGCGAUGUCAUACCUUGCUACUGAUGAGUUUCAUAAAAAGAGAAAAUUAGUAUUAUAUGGGCGUUCAAUUGGUGGAGCAAAUGUAAUAUAUAUUGCGUCGAAAUUUGGUAAGUUGAUUGAUGCGAUUAUUCUGGAAAAUACCUUUUUAAGCAUUACAAAAGUUAUACCGUAUAUUUUUCCUUAUUUAUCAAAAUUUGCAUUCUUAUGUCAUGAAGUAUGGAAUUCUGAGGAAGAAAUUCUUAAGGUUCCUCCUGAAAUACCGUUUUUGUUUCUAAGAGGUUUAAAAGAUGAGAUAGUUCCACCUCCUCAUAUGGCAAAAUUGUUUUCUCUAUGUCCUAGUAAAGAUAAGGAGAUGUUUGAAUUUCCUUUGGGUCACCACAAUGACACAAUUUUACAAGAUGGGUAUUGGAAUAUAAUUAGUGAAUUUUUGAUCAAACGAAAACUCAUUAGCAGCUGA
Molecule: messenger RNA, 861 nt
Organism: Maudiozyma saulgeensis
Lineage: Eukaryota; Fungi; Ascomycota; Saccharomycetes; Saccharomycetales; Saccharomycetaceae
Source: the annotation of a GenBank genome assembly